AUGGACGCGGAAAGAUUAAGAAACUUCAAAGAGCUCCAAGCUAAAUUUCAAAAGCUUGAUGUACCAUCCCUUCCAGGACCUAUUAAAUCCCGAGCAGAUGUUUCUCCAAAGGGUGACCUUGGAAGCACACAGUCAACCAGGAUUUGGGCCAAUGGGAAACCCCUCACAUCCAACCACAAUCAGCCCCCACCAUAUUGUUCCAAUGGUGAACCCCAGUCUCUUGAACCCCAGAAAAUGAAGUUGGCACCAAGGAGUGAUAUUCAGAAAUGUUCUAAUUCCCUAGGACCUCCAAGAAGGUCUACUCAUUCUGCAGAAAAUUCACAGAAGGCUUCUCUGCCUUUAGAUGUGAAUUGGUCAAAUGCUAAAGUAGCUGGUAAGAAGAAAGAGGUGGCCAGUACCUUCAGAGACAAGCUCCGGAACUGGGAGAAGUUUUCAUCUCAGAAAAGUCUCAUGUCAUCAGCCCCUUGCCUUGCCGAUUGUGGAAGUGGGGCUCUCCAUCCAGAAGAUCAGAAAACCAUGGGGCUCACUACUCCAGAGGAGCCCAGGACAAAGCUGGAAAUAAAAGGCUCCCAGACUCUUCCUUCCCAGAGGCACUUGAUAGCCCAACGAAAAUCAUAUGUCACCUCAGAAGAUUCCACAUUUCUACUUUCUGGACGUGGAAGGAAGAGCCUAGAAAAGGGCAGUCCUGAGAGGAGCCCAAUGGGGAGCACCUGCCAGCCUAUCUAUGAGACUGAGCUUGCCAGACAGGCCCCAGAAAAAGAGCCAGAUGUCAAGCAUCACCAGCUUCCCAAAACGAAACCACUGCCUUCUGUAGAGUUCCUGGGUCCUCCUCCCGUGAAGCCCCCGAAGCCUCCAGGAGUGAGCCUCCAGGCCUUCCUGAGGCAGACAGCUGCAGUGCCCAAAACCCCCGGGGAAGCAGCUGUGAAGGAGGGCUACCUGCCUCCAGAGAAUGAUGAAUUUGAAGAACCACAUAAUUAUGAGGCAACAAUUUCAUAUCUGAGAUACUCUGGCAACUCCAUUAACCUGUGCACCGCAAAAGAAAUUGCUGGUUCAACUUAUGAAGUUGGAAUUGAAGAACGCCAAAAGCCUUGGAAGAGUUUUCUCCACCAAGAACAUAGACCUCAAUGUGAAGAUCAAGAUAAAAAAAUAAAGGAAAAAGAGCCACAUGAAGUGGAACCUCAGAAAACAGAAAAGGAUCUAUUUCCAGACCUAAUUUGCAAGGUGGGUUCCUAUGAAGAGACACCUGGAAAAGUCCCAGUGAUGAAAAUUCAGAGACAUAUGAAGAGCCCGCUGGCCAGAGAGCAGGAUGCUGUGAUUGACAGCAUCCAGAGAAAGGCCUACCCUCAAGACACAAAGCUGGCCAGGCACUCCCAAGGCCAAUGUGGGUAUGUGGAGGCCUUAGGGUUGACAAAAGAAGCACCCAGUCAAGGGGCCUUUUGGCAACAUUCCAUCUCAGAAGAGACCUACGAUGAUGUUGACUACCCUGGGAGAAAAGAAUCAAAGUCAGACUUCUCCAACUCAUUUGCCUCAGAUAGUGAAGAAAAUAGUAACGAAACGUAUGAAGAUGUAUACAAAACAAAGAGCAACUCCACAAAGAACGAUUUAGAUGGCAAAGCUCUUAAGAGACUACAGAGAUUCUUCAAGAAAGAAAAGGAUAGAUUUAAGAUGAAGACAACCAAGUUGAAAGAAAAUGUAAGUGAGCUUUCCAUUUCGCUGCCGGAUUUAGAACUUAGGUCCCAGGAAGUUAUUAUUCAUCCUGAUGUGAACAUCAAUGAAAAAGAGUCAAAGGAUGAAGAUAAAGUAAAAUCUUGGAAGCCCAAGUUAUUUAAACCAAAGGGGAAAAAAGAGAAGACAGAUGCUCAAGGAUCAGAAAGUUUAUCGCCUAGGAAUUUCUUCAGAACCAAGAAGCAAAACUUAGAAAAGAGAAUGGAAAGAGAAAAACUUUUUAGAGAAAGAUUUGAGUAUGAUAAAGAGAUUACUGUCAUCAACACAGCAGUGGCAUGUUCCAGGAAUUCAAGAAAUGGGAUCUUUGAUUUGCCAAUAGCCCCUGGAGAAGAACUGGACGUCAUUGAUGUCACUGAAGAAAAUCUAGUGAUAUGCCGAAAUUCUAAAGGCAAAUAUGGAUAUGUGCUCAUUGAACAUCUACAUUUCAAGCCUCAAGGUUGUUCACCUUAG
This is a messenger RNA of Pipistrellus nathusii (Nathusius's pipistrelle), 2175 nucleotides long. The record is from the annotation of a GenBank genome assembly. NCBI's taxonomy places the organism in Eukaryota, Metazoa, Chordata, Mammalia, Chiroptera, Vespertilionidae.